UCCUUAUUUCACCUUCAGAUCUUAUAUGUAAUAUCUUUCUCAUAUUUCAUUUAAGCAUACUGGAUACUAGUUGCUCUUGUCAGCAUUCUCAUAUCGUAUGCAUGCAGUUUUAAUUUUUGUUUCAGGUAUUGCCGAACAAGUUUAUUCAAUUCAGUUAGUUUGAUGGCUUAUAAUGCCUUCUACACAAGCAUUCCUGUUCUAACUACUGCUCUGGACAAGGAUUUAUCUGAAAAGACAGUGGCACAGAACCCAGAAAUUUUACUUUACUGCCAGGCUUUUAAUCCAAGUACAUUUGCUGGUUGGUUUGGUCGAUUAUUAUAUCAUGCAAUUGUUAUUUUCUUAAUCACCACUCAUGCUUAUGCCGAUGAAAAAGGUGAGACGGAGGAGUUGUCAAUGGUUGCUCUCUCAGGAAGUACAUUGUUGCAGGCGUCUGUCUGUUGUGACAUUAGAGAUGAGUUCUUUCACUUCUCUGCGGUUUCUGCCAAAUGGGGAAACUUUGCUGCUUUCCACAUCAUAAAUUUCUGUAUCGGCAGUUCAGCACCAUACCAACUGCUGGGAUGUACACUAUCAUGUACCGCCUUUGUAGACAGCCGCCAUACUGGAUAACAAUGGCGGUAACAGCUAAUCAGUGGAGUUGGCAUGGGUCCUGUAAUAGCUCUGAAAUAUUUGAAAUAUACAUAGUCCUAGUGCUAUUAACAUUCUUGAGAAGACCGAGCAAUCACGCGGCCCUAUGUAUACCCUGGUAAAUCUGGAAUCUCAACUGAGGUCAGAGAACGAUAAUUCGACCAGCUCCAUAUCGACCGACGACCGGCGUCGGUCAAGAAUAAGAGCUCAGUUUAUGAGCCCCUGCUGUCUGAUUCUCCUAUGGCAUCCAGGAGAUCAGGAGAUCACUAGCACCGUCAUCAUUUGACAUCUUUCAUCCAGCUCAGUCAAGGGUUGCAGCUGCUUAUCCCAGAAAUAUUAAAACCAGUUAACCUUUGGUUGUCAUUGUAGUAGCACAGGUCAUACCCUCAACAAAGAAAAAUGGAAUGACAAAUAAUAGAGGUCAGUUGAAUUAGAUGUGUUGUAUAGUACGUAGAAAAAAAGUGUGUCGUAUAGUGCCAUUAAGGAUUUUCUAAAUAGAAUAUAGAUGAAAAUAAGCAGCUUGCAAGGAUGAGGAAUGCUAAUAAUUUGGUGGGAAAAAUAAAAUUCUGCGAUAGUCAUUAGUAUUAUCUAGAAUACGAAGUUGUAUGAGUGGGUGCAAACAAACAAAUAUAAAAGGAUCACGCUUGUGCAUGUGAAGUUGUGCACUGAA
Molecule: messenger RNA, 1294 nt
Organism: Triticum aestivum (bread wheat)
Lineage: Eukaryota; Viridiplantae; Streptophyta; Magnoliopsida; Poales; Poaceae
Product: phospholipid-transporting ATPase 2
Exons: 5
Coding region: 163-606 (147 amino acids)
Biological process (GO): phospholipid translocation
Cellular component (GO): plasma membrane
Molecular function (GO): ATPase-coupled intramembrane lipid carrier activity
Source: RefSeq, a predicted model, not a curated record